Molecule: messenger RNA, 1296 nt
Organism: Seminavis robusta
Lineage: Eukaryota; Bacillariophyta; Bacillariophyceae; Naviculales; Naviculaceae
Source: the annotation of a GenBank genome assembly
AUGAGCGACCCAGAACAAGUCGAAAUUGUGGGAUCAGAUCAAGUCAAGGAGGAAGUCAUCACGGAAAAGCUUAACCAAGUCAAAGCAAACGCACAAAUCACUAAAGUCGAAAUACUCGACUUCAUCACUUCCGAACAUCAUUCACUAGACCCCAUCAUACGAACACUACUCAUUGACACUUCACAAGACAGAACAUGGAAAGCAUUCCAAUUCAUAGACUCCAUAGACGUCACAGACUACCUAUGGUGGCAAGGACUCAAACACAUGCUCAUGAGAGAUUACGAAGAAGCUCUACCAGACAACUGCUUCCUCCAAGAUGAAGAAGAAGGACCCAUCAUACAACUCAACGUUAACCUCACCGUACCAACAAACACUACCGCUACCUCACUACACACUGUACUCAAAACCAUACUCGCCGAUAACGAUGUUUUCUACGUACAAUUCUCACUCGCAGAAGAAGACCACGAAAUCCCUCAAGAACUCGACAGAAUACUACAAAAGGAUGAUUCCAACAGAUCAACCACGGCAGGUAAGGCAUGUCUACAAGAAGAAAUGGAAAUAUUCGUACAGUGUGGAUGGGCACAGGAUGUCAGUGAAGACUGGAAAGACGUCAUGGAAAAAUGCAUCCAAAUUGUCGCCGGUAAACAACGAAGAGCACCCCCACGAUCCAAUACGGCACCCGCCGUCUCACGAGAUACCAUGACGAACGCACGAGAAAAGUCACCCAAAGGACGAGAGGCACCGGCCAUUAUGCCCGCACGACGAUUGAGACGAACCAGUACCGAUCUCUGCGAUGUAGAGACCGACUCCAAUAACUCGCUCGGGUUCAACAACAAUAACGGCGACGAUGAUGCUUGCGAACUCAACAAUUCACGACGUCGAUCGGCACCACGAAUUCCAGGCCGCAAUGGACGACUCGCCAGAGAAGCACCGCAACGAGCCAAAUCCAUGAAUGUACCGCGAUCCCAGAAUGCAGCCGAUCGACUCGCCAUGUUGGGUGCCAGUGGCAGUAGUAUGGCCAAGACGACACCGCCCAGUCGGACGCCCAGUGGACGCAGCACUCCCGGAAGAACAUCCAGUGGAAGAGUCUUGCCCUCGAGAACGUCCUCGGGACGAGUCGGUGUCUCGCGCUCCUCGUCGGGACGAGUCAGUCGGAGAGUCACGGAAGAAGAAGAGGAAGAUAUCGAAGCAGAGAACGAGGAGCCACGACGAAGGGCUCCGCCGCCUCGUACGUCCAGUGGACGGGGAUUGCCCAGUCGAACGGCCAGUGGACGAGUCACUCGAGGUAAUAAUUAA